GUCUCUCCCACAGGGCCUCGCGGCGGAAAAUGGCGGCGGGCGAUGGCGCGGCAGCGGCGGAUGGCACCACGGGGCCGGGGCCGGGGCCGGUGUCGUUCGCCUUCAGCCGGAGAGCGGAGCGGCGGAGGCCGCUGCCCGCGGGACCCUGCGCGGAACAGGGCGCCGGCGGCGACGCCGACAGCGACACCGAUUUCCUGACAGCGGUGGAGGACCGGGAACUGCUCAGCACGCGCCCGGCCCCGCCCCCCAAGAAGGAGCUGGUGAUCCCCCUGAUCCCCCCCCACCGCUGGAGGAACCCGGAGCCCCCCCGCGCCGACACAAGCCCCGCCCCCAGCACAGACCCCGCCCCCGCCGGGGACCCCCCCUCCAUUUCGGUCGAGGCUCAGGCGGUGCAGGAGCUGCUGCAGGAGGCACGGCAGAGCCAGGAGCAGCCCAAUGGCGACUCGGGACCCCCCAUGGCCAUCCCCCUGCAGCUGCCGGACAAGGACGUGGCCACGGGGCCACAGCCGACCCCCCAGGACUACGAGGCCGUGCCCGUGGGCCAGUUCGGGCUGGCCAUGCUGCGGGGGAUGGGCUGGAGCCAGGGCCAGGGCAUCGGCCGCACCUUCCCCAGGGUCGUGCCCCCCCUGGAGCAGCGGCCACGCCCCCGGGGGUUGGGGCUGGGGGCCGAGGCCGCCCCCCCGGGAACCCCCAAGCCUGGGGAGCCCCCCCAGGGGGGCCCCGCCCCAGGAGACCCCGUGAGCAUCGAGAGCGGCCCUCACCGGGGGAUGCAGGGCAAGGUGGAGGCGCUGGAGCCCGAGAGCGGGCGGGUGCUGGUGCGGCUGAGCCUGGGGGGGCAGGUGGUGACAGUGACCCAGCACGGCCUGCGGGCCCUGGGCGCCGGUGCCUCGGGCCGCCCCCCCCAGCAGGAGGAGGGGGCGCAGGGGGGGGACCCCCCGCGGGGGGGGGCCAAGCGGAAGGAGCCCCCCGAGAGCCAGAGGUGUGUGAAGCAGUCUCGGGGGGCCCCCCCCGCGUCCCCCCACUGGCUGCGGCGGGACCUGCGGGUUCGCUGCGUGGACCGAGCCUUCAGGGGGGGGAGGUUCUACAACUGCAAGAUGCAGAUCGAGGACCUGCUGGCCCCCGACACCUGCGUGUGCCGCACGGACGACGGGCGCCUGGUGGAAGGCCUUCGCGAGGCCUCUCUGGAGACCGUGGUGCCGCGGGGCAGCUCGGACCGGGUCAUGGUGGUGCUGGGGGAGCACGCGGGGAAGCUCGGGCGGAUCCUGGAGCGGGAGCCGGAGCGCGGGCGGGCUCUGGUGCAGCUGGGCCGGGACGCGGCCCCGCAGGUGCUGCCGCUGCCCUACGACUCCAUCUGCCAUUACCUGGGGGGGGGAGACGACGACUGAGACCCCUCCCCGAACCUCGCGCCAGCUUCCAGCAUGGCGGCCGCGGCUUCGGCGCAAUAAAAGCUGUGGGAACGA
This is a messenger RNA of Cinclus cinclus, 1460 nucleotides long. It is a transcript of the gene GPKOW, whose product is annotated as G-patch domain and KOW motifs. Gene Ontology annotation, molecular function: nucleic acid binding. The coding region runs from base 30 to 1385 and encodes 451 amino acids. The transcript is spliced from 11 exons. Gene Ontology annotation, biological process: mRNA splicing, via spliceosome. Gene Ontology annotation, cellular component: spliceosomal complex. NCBI's taxonomy places the organism in Eukaryota, Metazoa, Chordata, Aves, Passeriformes, Cinclidae. The record is from RefSeq and is a predicted model, not a curated record.